Molecule: messenger RNA, 258 nt
Organism: Penicillium argentinense
Lineage: Eukaryota; Fungi; Ascomycota; Eurotiomycetes; Eurotiales; Aspergillaceae
Exons: 1
Coding region: 1-258 (85 amino acids)
Source: RefSeq, a predicted model, not a curated record
AUGUCGGACUUUGGUGCGGAUCAGCCGAGUCUCCAGAUCCAUCAGAUCCAUCUAUCACGAGCUGUUCUUGAUCCUCCAGCUUUUCGGAUUUUGUCGAAUGAUAAGGCUCGCCUUCUUCGUCGAGCUGGAUCGUGGGAGCGCAAAAAGCGCGAGCUCCGAGCUCUCGAAGAUGGCGGCCAAGAUGUCGUUCAAAAGGUUUCCCUGGGCCAACGGACAGAUCACAAAGAGGACAUGACACCGAGCUACCUGCCUCAUUAA